GUUAAUCAGCUGACCGCGGAGGGAGGAGGAGGAGGAGGAAUAGCAGAAGAUGGAAGGGAACAGAGACGAAGCCGAAAAAUGUAUCAACAUCGCCACGAAAGCCCUUGAGGCAGGAGACAAAGAAAAGGCUGUGAAGUUCCUGAACAAGGCGGAGAAGCUGUACCCGACUGACAGAGCUAAAGCUUUGUUGGAAGCUUUAUUGAAGAAUGGAAGCUCAGCAGGUAACGGCGCGUAUCGCAGGAGGCCCAAAGAAGGCUCAGAAUCGGCAGGUUCCCAUCCUGCAGGAGGAGGGAGUCAGGAGUCUGCUGGAGGUGACUCUAAAAGCUUCACAGAGGAGCAGGUGGAAGGUGUGAAGAGAAUAAAGCGCUGUAAGGAUUAUUAUGAAGUUCUCGGGGUGAACAAAGAAGCUGGAGACGAGGAGCUCAAAAAAGCCUACAGGAAGCUCGCUCUCAAAUUCCAUCCAGACAAAAACCAGGCUCCCGGAGCAACAGAAGCCUUUAAAAAGAUUGGGAACGCUUAUGCAGUGCUGAGCAACCCAACAAAGCGACGGCAAUACGACCUGACGGGCGGGGAGGAGCCGAGCAGCCCCAGCCAAUCCCACGGAGGAGGCUUUGAGUUCCACCGAGGCUUCGAAGCCGACAUUACGCCUGAAGACCUCUUCAACAUGUUCUUUGGGGGCGGAUUCCCCUCCUCCAGCAACCACACAUUCACCAACGGCAGGACCAGCUACAGCCACCACAACGAUUACCGACAGGAGAGGACCGAGGAACGGGGAGAUGGCGGCUUUUCAAUGUUCAUCCAGCUGAUGCCCAUCGUGGUUCUGAUCUUGGUGUCGAUACUGAGCCAGAUGAUGGUGUCCCCCCCACCCUACAGCCUGUACUCCAGACCGUCCACAGGUCAGACUGUAAAGAGACAGACUGAGAACCUGCGCGUCGAUUAUUACGUCACCCGAGAUUUCAAAUCGGAGUUCAAGGGCUCGGCCCUGAAGCAAAUAGAGAAAAACGUAGAAGAGGACUACGUCACUAAUGUCAGGAAUAACUGCUGGAAGGAGAGGCAGACAAAAACAGACCUGCUCUAUGCUGCUAAGGUCUAUAGAGACGACCGCAUGCGGAAGAAGGCAGACCUCAUGACCAUGGACAACUGCAAGGAGCUGGACAGACUAAAUAACCUGUUUAGAGGCGGAUGAGUUGAAGGGCUUGUAGAACAUGUGAAUAGAUGUCUAAGUUUUUUGUUUGUUUUUUAAACAAAGGCUUUACACUAGAAGCAAAGGAUUAUUAAAUUAUUUAAGGCCUGUUUAAGGUUAAAAACGUCCCACACCUCAUAUCCCAUCCUGUGAACGGCUCUUCCUCGUCAUUCCAGCUCGCUCCCAGGAAUCGCCUUGUUGCAUCCAGAUGAGCCACUCUGCACUGUUGAAUAUUCCUUUUUUUUAUAUAUAUAUAUUUGAUUUGCUGGUAACCAGAAAAACAAGAGACACCUGAUUGUAGAGAUUAAGUAGAGAGAACAUUGGCUUCCUGCAUCAUCCUCAAUACACAAUGGGGGAAAAAAACAGCGCAUUCAUCAUGAGACGCUCUUCAGUCAGAUCGACGUCGCAGAGGAGCAAAAGAAGCAGACGGCUUCCUCUUUUCUCUCGAUGGAGAAAAGGAAACGGUUUAGGGUGAAACAAAAUCAGUGAACAUAGGCACUUUCAUCCACAAAAAGCUGUUCUUUCAUUUCCAAAUGUUUAACAUUUUGCCACUAAGUUAAGUAACUAGAAGAAUAUUUCUCUGCUGGACUGAUCAUUAAAAUAAAGUCAAACUGGUACUGUA
Molecule: messenger RNA, 1805 nt
Organism: Cyprinodon tularosa
Lineage: Eukaryota; Metazoa; Chordata; Actinopteri; Cyprinodontiformes; Cyprinodontidae
Gene: dnajb14
Product: DnaJ heat shock protein family (Hsp40) member B14
Exons: 8
Coding region: 50-1186 (378 amino acids)
Biological process (GO): cellular response to misfolded protein
Cellular component (GO): endoplasmic reticulum membrane
Molecular function (GO): Hsp70 protein binding
Source: RefSeq, a predicted model, not a curated record